UUACGUGUUUAUUUCAAAUAAAAAAUAAUAAUGAAUAGUCCUCUCUGAAAGAUCAAGAACAAAAACAUUUUAUUCAUAAUCAAGGAGGUUCAAUCAUUAUUUCUAAAUCCAGAGAAAGCACUGAAACUUUCAACAAUAAGUAUUCAGAGUCUCGAAAAACUGUGCGAUUUUUUAUAAAUAUUGGUGUUAUUUCAACUUUUAGUACAAGCUCUUAAGGACAGCAAUGAAUUUAGGCUCGUUUUUUCAUUUGUAAAAAAAUUUGAGGUAAAAAGUUCCUACAGUUUGAAUAAAGUUGUUGAUAAAUUAAUUUUCGUAUAUUUUCACGGUAAUAUUAUUUAGGAAAAAAAAAAAACAAAAAAAAAACAAGAAAGCCUUUGCAUUUGGAAACACCAAAUAUUAGGUGGUAAUCGGUAUGAAUCUUUAUUAUAUUUUUGAAAGUUUAUUCAACAGUUUACGAGCUCAUGAGGAAAACUGCGUAUGGUAUUUAUGUUUGUAAGAAAAAAAAUACACAUGCCUUAGUUCCAUGGAUGAGCAUCUCGAAAAAUAACAACUUCAAAAGAUAUUAAUCGAAACGUAAACAAAUAAUUUAUCGGCUAAACGCGUGUAAACAAAGAGCGCCUCAAGCUAUUUCAACACCUGUACGAUAUGGGGCUGCAUGAUGCACUACUCGACAUACACAUGUGAUACUUUGCAAACAAAUUUAUAAAACGCAAGAUGUCAACGAAAAAAAAAACUCACCCUAUCACUCAUAUCGUUCUCUAUAUAAUUCAUAACUCGUGUGUCCAUCACCUACGGCUUCCCUAUACCCUGUACAUGGUCCCUCGACAAAUCACAGCCACGGAGAGCGCACAAUCCAGUUUCAGCCGGCACGCGAUACCUUACCGUACUACCAUCGAGUGAACUUCAUUGAAGGGCGAUCGUGCUCCUUUCCCGUGCCAACGCCCGCGUCCUACGUCCAACCCCCUUUUCUUCCCUCGACCCGACUUUUCCGCGCUUAUAAGCAAGUCCAGCGCGCCUUUAUUAAAGAAGUCCGAGCCAAAGUUGCAAAGUUCGCUUCAGUCGGUCGAAGCGUACAAUUGGCGCUACCAUUGGUGCCUUUCUUACUCAAUUCACCGCGGGCUGCAAGGCGCCCUUUUCGCAGAAAGGAGGAGUUAAGGCCGGUCGCGCGGCUCUGUAAUAGAAAUCGACCCUGCAUGCCGCGAGGAGCUGAAAGGCUCGAAAAAGUUUUAAUUGAGGCUUUCUUUGCCUCAAAUUGCAUUUUACACGCCCCCCCCUCCCCCGCAACCGCGAGGAAAAUUCACUCGGACCGCGUUACCGUUCUCUGCACCGGUGAUGCGAUUUAUUCCCCCCCCCUCCCUUUUUGUUCCUGCUGCUCCUCGACUGCUUCUCCGUAUUCAUGUAACGCCCCGUGAAUGUAGGUCUUCGUUAAUGUGUCCUUGGGCUAAUUUAUUUUUUUCCUCCGUUUUGGUCGAGUUUAGGGGGAAAAAAAAAACUGUGGUUGGGAGAAUUAAUGAAGAUAUGUUUUGUACAACUGUUGAUACCAAAUUGGGGGAAAAAAAAUUUCGAGAGCUAGCUCAGCGAUGGAGGGAUGGAGUACCAGUGCGUCAUCGUCUACACAGUGAUCUCACCCUCGACGAGCUUAGCCCCCACGCUGCGACUGCAGCUGGAGAACACCGUAGCUCGACGGCCGCCAGCUGGAUGCAUUGACUGGCUCAAGUCUUGGAUCAAGAGAGCCGUUGCCGCUUACCUGCGCGCGCUCAAUCUCAGCCCCAACAAUGCAGUCGUUCACGGCAACUUGGCUUGCGUUUACUACGAACAGGGGCUCAUCGACCUUGCGAUCGACACAUACCGGCGUGCCAUUGAGCUCCAGCCGAACUUCCCGGAUGCCUACUGCAACCUGGCGAACGCGCUCAAGGAAAAGGGUCAGGUGGCCGAGGCCGAGGAAUGCUACAACACCGCGCUCCGGCUGUGCCCGACCCACGCCGACUCCCUCAACAAUUUGGCCAACAUAAAACGAGAACAGGGCUACAUCGAGGAAGCCACGCGAUUCUACCUAAAGGCCCUGGAAGUGUUCCCGGAAUUCGCAGCGGCUCACAGCAACCUGGCGUCCGUUCUCCAACAACAGGGCAAACUCAACGAAGCCCUGAUGCAUUACAAGGAGGCGAUUCGCAUCCAGCCAUCCUUCGCGGACGCGUACUCAAACAUGGGCAACACCCUUAAGGAGAUGCAAGACGUCCAAGGGGCCCUUCAGUGCUACAGCCGCGCCAUCCAGAUCAACCCGGCCUUCGCGGACGCGCACUCGAACCUCGCCUCGAUACACAAGGACUCGGGCAACAUACCCGAGGCGAUUCAGAGCUACAGGACGGCCCUCAAGCUCAAGCCCGAUUUUCCAGACGCGUAUUGCAAUUUGGCCCACUGCCUGCAGAUUGUGUGCGACUGGACGGACUACGAGGCCAGGAUGAAGAAACUCGUGUCCAUCGUUGCCGAACAGCUGGACAAGAAUCGCCUGCCUAGCGUGCACCCGCACCAUUCCAUGCUCUACCCGCUAUCGCACGAAUUUAGAAAGGCCAUUGCCGCGAGACACGCCAAUCUGUGCAUCGAGAAGAUCCAUGUGCUGCACAAACAGCCGUACAAGUUUCCAAGGGAUUCCGGCCAACGUCUCAAGAUCGGCUACGUGUCCUCGGACUUUGGUAAUCACCCAACCUCACACCUGAUGCAAUCGAUCCCAGGUCUGCACGAUCGCAACAAGGUCGAGAUAUUUUGCUACGCACUGAGCUCCGACGACGGCACAACCUUCCGCGGCAAGAUCGCUCGCGAAACCGAUCACUUUAUCGAUCUCUCGCAAAUUCCGUGCAACGGCAAGGCUGCGGAUCGCAUCAAUGCCGACGGAGUUCACAUUUUAGUGAACAUGAAUGGCUACACCAAGGGAGCGAGGAACGAAAUAUUUGCCCUGAAACCUGCGCCGAUCCAGGUCAUGUGGCUCGGUUAUCCUGGUACAUCGGGAGCUAGUUUUAUGGAUUAUCUCAUCACGGAUGAGGUAACUUCCCCGAUCGAGUUAGCCAGCCAGUACAGCGAGAAGCUUGCUUACAUGCCCAACACCUUCUUCAUUGGAGAUCACAAACAAAUGUUCCCACAUUUGAAGGAACGCCUCAUUUUGACCGACAAACUCAACAAAGGCAGCAAAUUAGCCGAUAACGUGGCAGUCAUCAAUGCUACAGAUCUUUCGCCUAUGAUCGAAAAUACUCUUGUCAAAGAAAUUAAGGAAGUUAUAGUUCCAGAAGGCCAAUCCAGGAGUAAACCAGUCGAAAUUUCAAUGAAGGUGGCCGAGUUGCCAACAACCACCCCCAUCGAGACUAUGAUAGCCUCGGGGCAGUGCCAAAUGUCGGUCAAUGGUGUUCUGGUCCAGAAUGGAAUGGCCACGACUCAAGUCAAUACCAAGACAGCCACGGGAGAGGAAGUGCCGCAGAAUAUCGUCAUUACGACAAGGCAACAGUAUGGAUUGCCCGAGGACGCCGUUGUUUACUGUAACUUUAAUCAACUUUACAAGAUUGAUCCACUUACUCUUCACAUGUGGGCACAUAUCCUGAAACACGUACCAAAUAGCGUACUGUGGCUCCUGCGUUUUCCGGCAGUGGGUGAGCCAAAUCUUCAAGCUACCGCUCAACAACUCGGCCUCGCUCCAGGCCGCAUUCUCUUCAGCAACGUUGCAGCCAAAGAAGAACACGUGCGUCGCGGUCAGCUGGCUGAUGUCUGUCUCGACACACCGUUGUGCAACGGACACACAACUAGCAUGGACGUUCUGUGGACAGGGACGCCCGUGGUCACGCUGCCAGGUGAAACACUGGCCUCGCGAGUAGCCGCCAGUCAGCUCAAUACUCUAGGUUGUCCAGAGCUGGUGGCGCGCACUAGGCAAGAAUAUCAGGAUAUCGCCGUUAGAUUGGGAACCGACAGAGAAUACUUGAAAGCCAUCCGAGCUAAAGUCUGGGAUGCACGAACGGACAGUCCAUUGUUCGAUUGCAAGAUGUACGCAGCUGGUAUGGAAAUGCUGUACAAAAAGAUGUGGGAACGUUACGCGCGAGGUGAGAAGCCAGAUCACGUAUCAGCGAUUGAUAAGUCAGACAAACAGAAUCAUAACGAGACGACGAUCUCUUAAAUUUUUUAACGCGAUGCGGCACGAGUGGCUGCUUGAUCUCCGAAGCUCGUUCAUAUUUUCUCUCUCUUUAACUCUCUAUCUUUGUAUUAGCUACGGUAAAAACCGACAAGACAGACAAAUUCUACUUUUUUAUGAAUCCUUAGUAUUGAAUAAAGUACGCGAAGCCUGUAUUUUUUAAGGCUUUCAUGUAAUUGUACUUUAUUUAUUAUCAACUUGUGAGAAAAAACUUGAACUAGUUGAGCGAGACUAAUUUUUCGUUAUCAUCAUUUUAUCAAACGAGAUCGGUCUUAGGGGUCUGAAACCCUCACUCCUUUGAUGGACAAUCGACGAGCUAAUGGUUAUUGCAAAACUCAAGAGACGUUCGUGCGACGAAGCCCUUUAGAUAUUACCGUGCGUAUGUAAGACAAUAUUUAUGAUCAGUGCAUAAAAUAUGCUAAAACUAAUGAACUAGAAGACAAAUUCAUUUAAUUUUUUUUGUUCCAACUUGAGAAAACAUACGUUCUCAUUUUUUUUGUUUUUCACGCAUAAUAAUGAGCCGCGAAUUUUUUGUUUUCACAUUUGAUCGACCCUUUUGCAGGGUUUGUAACAGUGGUUCGUAAAAUUUUUCUUUUCAACCGUACAAACGCAAAAUGCUUUGUGCAAAAUUAUCAAACUGAAAACUAUACGAUUGUGACACCGCACCGAAAAAAAAAACAAAAAACAAAAUCAGUUUCUAUUUGCUACAAUAACAUGUGUACGUAUUGAUGAUGGAGUUACUUUAAUUGUAUCAAUUGCUGAACGAUUUAUCAAUACACCUUGUAAAUAUUGAAAAAAAAAAAGAAAAAAAAAGAUGCUAGUUACUUUAAUCUCGUUUAUAGUUAUUUAGUUUAAGUCAAGAUCGAAAGAAGCGUGUGGAAUGUUACGUAUAAGUCGUAUAGUAUGUAAAUUUAGAAAAUAAAAAUAGUACGUAUUUAA
Molecule: messenger RNA, 5107 nt
Organism: Copidosoma floridanum
Lineage: Eukaryota; Metazoa; Arthropoda; Insecta; Hymenoptera; Encyrtidae
Gene: sxc
Product: O-linked N-acetylglucosamine (GlcNAc) transferase sxc
Biological process (GO): protein O-linked glycosylation
Molecular function (GO): protein O-acetylglucosaminyltransferase activity; protein binding
Source: RefSeq, a predicted model, not a curated record